AAACCAGCGUUUGUGGAUGACAUCACCAAGCACCCGAGUGUCCAAAUAUCUCUCAUCUUUGCAUAUUCACUCAUAAUCCUGCUAGGACUUGUGGGUAACACCCUGGUGAUUUACAUGAUCAUUCUGUACAGAAACAUGCGUACGGUCACCAACUACUUCAUUGCGAACCUGGCCUUGGCUGACCUGAUGGUGGACACGGUGUGUUUGCCUUUCACGCUGGUUUACACGUUGUUGGACGAAUGGAAAUUUGGAGCAGUGAUGUGUCACAUGGUGCCUUACGGCCAAGCUCUCAGCGUCCACGUGUCCAUUCUCACCCUAACGGUCAUUGCUCUAGAGCGCUACAGGUGCAUCGUCUUCCACCUUGGCCAGCGCCUCAAUAGGUGCACCAGCUUCAUCAUCAUCGGCCUGACCUGGGCGCUCGCCGCCAUACUGGCUGGCCCGCUGGCUAUUUUCCGAGAGUAUCGCCAUGAGGAAAUCCCAUACAUUGACUUGCGGAUCUCGGUUUGCUCCGAGAAAUGGCCCAACAGCACCAAUCGGGACGCCGUCAUCUACAGUUUAUCAAUGCUUCUCCUGCAGUAUGUGGUUCCUCUGGCGAUCAUCAGCUACGCUUACGUAUGCAUCUGGAUCAAACUGAAG
This is a messenger RNA of Sinocyclocheilus grahami, 636 nucleotides long. Its product is annotated as neuropeptide Y receptor type 2-like. Gene Ontology annotation, biological process: G protein-coupled receptor signaling pathway. Gene Ontology annotation, molecular function: neuropeptide Y receptor activity. The annotation marks the transcript as partial. The transcript has a single exon. Gene Ontology annotation, cellular component: membrane. Lineage: Eukaryota; Metazoa; Chordata; Actinopteri; Cypriniformes; Cyprinidae. The record is from RefSeq and is a predicted model, not a curated record.